This is a messenger RNA of Lymnaea stagnalis (great pond snail), 4829 nucleotides long. The record is from the annotation of a GenBank genome assembly. Lineage: Eukaryota; Metazoa; Mollusca; Gastropoda; Lymnaeidae.
GUUAUUUAAAGGCUACGUAUGUUACUAACCGAACCGACAUAUAAGAAAGUAUACUGGACAAAAUUACAAAUUCUUUAUUUUUAAAUUUUUAAUAUAUAUGUAUAAACGUAAUGGGAAAAGUUACAUUUAUUCAUCCAGAUCUUGGUAUUGGAGGAGCUGAAAGGGCGGUUAUUGACGCCGCACUCGCUUUACAGUCCAGAGGACACGUAGUCGAAUUCAUUACGGCUCAUCAUGAUAAAUCACACUGUUUUCAAGAAACCAAAGAUGGAACAUUGAAAGUAACAGUAGUAGGAGACUGGUUACCGAGAAAAUUAUUUGGAAAAUGUUAUGCAUUAUGUGCCUAUAUUCGCAUGAUCUUUGCAGCCAUCUACUUCAUUAUAUGUGGAUCCAAAGCUGAUGUAAUAUUUGUUGAUCAAAUUUCAGCCUGCAUACCAGUGUUAAAGUUAGCAUCUGCCAAAAUAAUAUUUUACUGUCAUUUCCCCGACAUGUUACUGACACAAAGGAAGAGUUUGGGAAAGAAAAUAUACAGAGCUCCUAUUGACUUUAUAGAACAAAAAACGACAGGAAUGGCUGACUGUGUACUUGUCAACAGCAAGUUUACUGGUAAGAAUGAUGAUACAAUUACAGCUCUACUUUUUUGAUUGAUAAUCUAUUUUUAAAAAAUCAAAAUUAUAAACUUCAUUUUAUAAAGAGAGAUGAAAAUACUGCAGUAUUUUCCUUCUAUUUCUAUAUAUUUUUUAAUACAGAAUAAGAAGAAUAUGAUAAAAUUUAUUCCCAAAAGACAAAACCUCUUCAUAAAAUGAUUACUGGUACCAUACUGACAAUGAGAGAAAUGAUUGUCUGCUGGUCAAUAGCUGUCAGACUGCACUCAGUCUCAGAAAUCAAAUUGGUAAAUCAUAUGAAUAGAAAAUGAGUAUUGGUAUUUAACUCUUUAGUAAGUUUUCAGCAUUGUUGCACUUCCGAGGGACAAAGUUAACAAGUGCUGCAUUUUUAAAAAAGAGUUAAUUCUAUUUAUGAUUAAUUAUAGUUCAGUAGAGAGUGUUAAUAAGUGUUAAGUAGAUAAGAUAGUAAGACAUUUGUUUAAAUCCAAACCAGCAUGAAAUAUUUUACUCCCAAAUGUUCUUAUGGUUAGCGAAAAUCAAUGUAAACAUAACCCUCUACUGAGCAGUAAUAAUUUCAGCAACAUCAUAAGUAGUGUAUUUAAUGAACUUGAAGACACCGUGGUACAAGCUGGAAGAAUAGAGUUGAGUGUGUUGAUGAGCAAGUAAAUGGUAAUAUCAUGUGACUGACAUACAGGUACCAGUACCUCAAAACAUGCUUGAGAGAUAGUAAUCACAUUUAAUGAUUUAAUUACCCGGGAUCUACAAUAAAGGAGCACAAUGAUAUGACAUAUGGAAUGGAAAACAGCAGGGAAUUUUCUAUUUUAGUCUACCAAAGAAAAAUAAGAAGCUCACAAGGAAUUAAAAGAAUACCGGGUAUGUAUAUCCUGUAACUCAGUAUAGUAUAAUAAGAGCAGUAGUCAUAUAUUCACAAGUGAACCAUGGAUCCAUCCCAAGGAAACUAUGAUAUCUACUAGUUACUAAAUCGGAAAAGGAAAGUCCUGAGAAAUAUGAACCUAUACAGGAUAAUGAAUUAAAAUUAAAUUAUUGAUGAUAAUUGACACGCAGCAAUCAAGAAUAUAUCGGUUGUUCAAGGUGGAAAUUUAACCGCCAGAUUGUGCUGGACAGAUGCUUAAAGAGCGUGCCAGAUUGUAAUGCUGUAAAAGUGAUGUCUGAACACAAACCAAGGCUCAUUGUUGGAUGGUAAUAAGGGGGAGAGACUGCAAUCAGGUUAGAAAAAUAUUAAAUGAGUAAAAAAUAAGCAUGUGAAAACCUAAAGAGGUAUUUAAUCUCUCACCUACUUAUUUUCUGUUAGGUGCAAUUCUUUUGCUGCCCUCUCGAAUACUGUUUGUUUGCUGACGAAGGCUUCCUGCGGACACGUUGUUUUGUUGCGUUCCUUUUCCAGGUUUUCACAUACUUUGCUUUACUUUAUUCAUUUCCUCAUUGUUGGACCAUGACGGAGGUGAAGACUCAUCUGUGUGGAGAGGAUGUGGAGACUCAUCUGCUUAGAGUCAAAUGGAUGCUUCCAGUUGAGAGGGUGUGGUUGUGCAGGCCAGAGCCCUCUAUGGGCUGUAGUGCUGUUGUUGAUGGUUUAUGUGUCACUGGUGUGCAGCUUAUUUAACUUAUAAUAAUAAUAAUAAAGUUUAUUUUAAAAAAAUCAUGCUUCAUCCCCAAAGGCUCGAAGCGCGGUACAAAGUCAACCAUACUAAAAGAGAAAUGAAACAAUCUAUAUUUUACCAAAUUAAAACACAAAACGCAACAGUACAAAAACUACCAACGAGCAUACCCAUUCAACUAAGCAUAAGUACUGGUACCGGGUACCAUAAAAAAGUUACUUUUACCGGUACUUUUAUAAAAGUUGAAUUUAAAGUAACACUAAAAUUGAAUAUUUUCAAUGAUCUCUGUCAGUGGUUAAAACGUUUAGCCAAAAUAUCACAAUGUAUAAUGUAUGUAUCAUGUGUAGAAUCCCGAUUCUUGAGCAAAGCAAUUUUUUUUAAGGAUAAGAAUGUCUUAUCUUUUCAUUCCAUUAUCAAUCCAUCCCUGUGGUGUUAUAGCCAUCUUCAUCACUUCCUUCCACUCAGAUGAAUCUGAUGUUUUACUUUUCAAAGCUUUGAUCCUAUGAUGUUGCUGUAGAUCUGAUUCACAUUAUCUAUCCAUUUAAAUUUAAGCCUUGAUCUGCUCUUCACCUCUAGUGAUUCUAGCUGACCUGUCCAACAUUAAAUUUAUUUAUUCUGCUAUAGUCGGAUCCUUCUUUCUAUUCCUGGUUUGUGCCUUUUCUUAAUAGAAGUAUUUCACCUUUCCAAAAGGAAAAUGAGAAUGAACUGAAACUGAAAUCAAUAUAAAAUUAUGAUUUCUUGGUUUCUGCAUUUUAGUUUUAGAACAUUUCAAAGAAUCCAAAGCAGAAAUUAAACUUUUAAUAAAAUAAAUCAGUUGUUUACAAUUAUUAAAAAAUUAUUUAUCACAUUAUUCAGCUAUGGUAUGGUACCUUCUUCGAGGGGCCCACGAUCUAUUUGUUGAUCAUUCUGGCUCCUGGUUUAAAUUCAGAGUUUGCCUUCUGUGAGAUGGGUUGUUUUUGAUUGCUGGUUCUGUGUAAUUCUGGCUAACGAGUCCCAUAUACCGGGGGUUCUUGGGAUGUUGGCUUUGGUGGGGAUUGAACUCCAGACCACCAACUAUUUGGUUUGAGACAGUUUAGACCGCUCGGCCACCCAGCACCCUUAAUAAAUGUAUUGAUGUUAUGAUUUCCAUUCUUUUUCCAUCUUCAGGUAUAUAUUCGAUUUUCUAAAUAAUAUGUUUAUAUACCGUUAUUUUAUAUAUUUUGAUUCAUUAUAUUUAUUAAAUCUCUUCCAGCUAAGGUCUUUCAUCAAACAUUUACACAUCUGAGCCAUAUUCAACCAGAAGUUCUCUACCCAAUACCAAAUUUCUCCUCGUUUGAUAUGCCAGCUGAUCCACCAACAGAUGACUUAAUACCUACGCAAGCAAGGAUUGUGUUUCUCUCUAUUAACAGAUUUGAAAGGAAAAAGAAUCUUCAAUUAGCUAUUUAUGCCUUGGGUAGGGUAAUUAUUCAUGUCAAUAAUUAUAUACGGUACCGAUAAUAUAAAUUUCUGAAAUAAAUUUAGCAUUACCGGUAUAAUUGUUAUAUAGGAAUAAGUAAUUUAAAUUAUAAGAAUUUUAAGGCUCAUAUUAUAUUAUGUCGGUAGCUAAUUUUUUUAAUUAGGUACCGGGUACCAGUAUUAUUCUUAAGAGGUCUAUAUUUAAAUUAUCCGUGUCAGUGGUAUGAAUCAAAAGGGCCAUUUAAAAAAGGCCCAACGAAGUAAAACUUCUUAAUUGUUUUUAUACAUUUAAAGUAAGCCAUGGGGCUUUCUAUAUAUUUACGGAACCAAAAAAAAAAGUAAAUUUCACAUCACUCCUCCCUGUUACACACCCAUACUUUUUUGGACACCCCCUUCUGCAUACAUGCAAAUGAGCUUUCACCCCUCCUCUCUCCAAAGGUCAUAGAUGGCUUUAUUAGAUAUAAUUAUAAAUUGGCUGUUUAUGGACUGUCAGAAUUUCAGGAUAAUUGCAGAAUUUGUCAGUAAAUGUACUUUCUACCAAAAUCAACAACCCCCUCCACUGAUAUGAUUGUAAUAUAUGGAUAGCCUCUAUUUUCAAUAUGAGAAUUCUAUGAUUGAUAUACAGUACUUAUCUUUUUCUUACAGAUAGACUUGUACUUAUCUUUUUCUUACAGAUAGACUUGUACAGCUGAAGCCAAAUGCAGAUGUGCAUCUUAUUAUGGCAGGCGGCUAUGAUUCACGAGUAGAUGAAAAUGUUGAGCAUUAUAAUGAACUUGAAUCCAUUGUUAAAAAACUGGGACUUGAAGGGAAGGUCACCUUAAUUCGUUCCUUCAGUGAUAAUCAGAAAAGGACUCUCCUAUCUUCCAGCUCAUGCCUAAUCUACACCCCGGAAAACGAACAUUUUGGAAUUGUACCUAUUGAAGCAAUGUAUAUGAAGUGCCCAGUUAUAGCUAUGCGAAGUGGAGGGCCAUUAGAAACUGUUGCAGAUGGUGAUACUGGUUUUUUAUGUGACAAUGACCCAGAAGAUGUUGCUCAGAAAAUGCUCAAGUUUGUUGAAGAUGGCAUCUUAUCAAAAUCACUGGGUGAAGCUGGGAAGGAGAGGGUCAAGAAAAUGUUUUCUUUUGUUUCUUUCACUGAGAAAUUAGACUCAACAGUCCAUAGAUUGAUUAUUGGUGACUAA